UUGUGGGGCGUACACGUUGAAAUACAUGUUGUCAUGGGACGGAAAUGAAAUGACGGAUUAUUUCACGCGGGCGCUGAUAGAUAUUUUUAGCUUCAAAAUAUGCUCAAGGCUGCUGCGUUCAGAUUGCAACCCGCUUCGAAAAGAAUCCUACAAGAAACCUAUAACGAAAGAGAACUAUACUGCCAGCAUUGCACAGGAUCCUAAAGAUGCGGAAGACGACAUCAGGGAAAUCAGCAAUCCUAAUGUUUCCGAGAAACCCAAGGAAGACGUCGUCAUGGAAACCAGCCCUCCUAGAUCCAAGCGCAAACGUGGCCGUCCGAGAAAAGUAAAGACUAACACUCCUACCGAUACUGUCGAACAAAAAAUUGCCACCGAGACUCCCGCUGGACUCGCCGACGGCAAACGCAUACGCAAACCAUCAAAAACAAAGACCAGCCCGUACACAACACCAUGA
Molecule: messenger RNA, 454 nt
Organism: Lolium perenne
Lineage: Eukaryota; Viridiplantae; Streptophyta; Magnoliopsida; Poales; Poaceae
Source: RefSeq, a predicted model, not a curated record